This is a messenger RNA of Ylistrum balloti, 3426 nucleotides long. Its product is annotated as transmembrane protein 222-like. The record is from RefSeq and is a predicted model, not a curated record. The transcript has 6 exons. Lineage: Eukaryota; Metazoa; Mollusca; Bivalvia; Pectinida; Pectinidae. The coding region runs from base 19 to 603 and encodes 194 amino acids.
ACUAAUCUCUCCCGACAAAUGGCCGAGGUAAAAAUUGUACCCGAGAACGAAUCAGAAAAAACGUCCAUUAACUCAAUGGCAGGACAAUUGCCCAUGUACACAGGACAAAAGGUUGACCACUAUAAAUGCAGAUAUCCAUAUUCUAUUGUUUGGACGCCAAUUCCGUGUCUCACAUGGCUGUUUCCUUUCAUUGGUCACAUGGGUAUCUGUAUGACAUCUGGAGUGAUCCGUGACUUUGCCGGCCCCUACUAUGUAUCAGAAGACUGCAUGGGAUUUGGAAACCCAACAAAAUAUUGGCAGUUAGAUCUAAGCAAAGUUAGGAACGGAAAAGACAACUGGGACAAAGCUGUUUAUGAAGCAUCAGAAGAAUAUAAAGGAAGAAUGCACAAUCUUUGCUGCGACAACUGUCAUUCACAUGUGGCCAUGGCAUUGAAUUUGAUGCGUUACAAUGGCACUUCUAACUACAACAUGGUAUAUUUGUGCUUCAUGAUGUUGAUACGUGGCAAAUAUACAAGUGUUGGCGGUUUUGUGAAAACUUGGCUUCCGUUCCUGAUCAUGGCUUCCAUCAUUCUCACAGUAGUCCUGGUGAUUCAUGUUGCUUAGCAACAGAGAGACAAUUUCCCUGAACAAGUUACUAGACUGUGAUAUUGUAGUUGUUGUAUAUGUUGUAAAUUUGUUUAUUGUUAAUAUAAUGAACCAGGUUUAACAAAAUUAUCCCUAUAUAAGAUACUGUUGAUGAAUAAAUCACAUGAUAAGAUCAUGUGACAGAUGUAGCAUCUCUCCUUCCAUUCAACAUAAAAGCUGAAGACAAAUGAUGUUACAGGUGUUAAACUGAACUUUUUGCUUGUGACACAUUAUUAAGCACAUUCUGACAUUACAGUAUCAUACAAAAAGUUUGAUGUUUGAACUCUAUAUAUCUUAAUACCUUCACAUUUAUAAUAUUAAUCAUUUUAUAUUUACAAUGUUCAAAUGAAGCAAUUUUUUUUUAAAGUUGAUGAUGUCAUUAUUCCUAUUUUGGCCUUGAUAAAGGGAUAUAGAGGGUGUAGCAAUUAGUCAGUGAUUUGUACAUUAUUCAUAAACUACUGAACAUGAAUUAAUUAGAAAUUGUGUAAAUUAUUCAGUAUCUAUUUCCACAGGGUUAUUGCAAUUAUUGAUCCUGUUAACAUAUAGACAGGAAUAUUUAAAAUUGACCAUAUGUAUGAGAUUAUUAAAUACGAAAUAAAAAAAUUCUGGCAGUGACCUGUUUAUUAAGAAAUUCUGGUUUGAUCAAAGAUGUUUGUAUGAUGACUUCUGACUGUUAUUAUAUUAAACAGAGUUUGAUAGUUAUAGAUAAGUAGUUGGUAACUUAUAUAUUGUUAUGAUAAAGUGUUAAAUGCCAUAUAUGGUUGGCCCUGUAUGGGGGAACCAGGUUUAGAGUUUUGUCUUUGACACUAUUGUAUCCAUGUAUUUUUUUUCAUUCAUUGAUUUGAACUUUUCACUAUUUUUCCUUUGCUUUAAUAAAUCAUGAGGCAAAUUGACAAAUUCAUCUGUUAGACUACAACUGAGAAAUUGUUACAAAUGUCAUUAUUUUCUACAAUGUUUUCAUAUAAUAUACAUAAAUGACUAUGAAAAUAAUUAUGUAAUAGUUUGUGAAAUAAUUAGUUUUGCUGGACAGAUUUUCAUCAGUAUGAAAUCAAACACAUCAAAAUCCCGGAUAUCACCUCUACACCUCUAAUUUUAUAGCUCAGCACAAGAAAAAGAUAGAAGGGAGAUAACUCAUGCUGUCUUAUAUCUUAUUCCGUGACAAAAACGUAAUUUUGAGUUUAAGUUUAUUCUGACAAAAGAGAAAAGAUUUCACAUAGAAUGAUACCGGGUAAAUCUGUGUAUCUCUGAAAGAUUAUUGUCUCUUGAUGGGUUUUCACUUUAGUUUGCUAAUUGCCUAAGUUACUAAUGAUAAAUUUAUUUUUCUCUGAGAUCUGAACAUUUUUUUGGUGUCAUGCUUAAUAAAUAACUGUAAAUCAGUUAGGUUUCUCAUUGGGUUUAUUUUUGCCUUAAAAUAUGGGAAGGGUCGAUCACAAAUUCAAAUACCUCAUGAUUAUUUGUAGUGAAUUAAUUGUGGAAGGCAUUCAUGUUACCGAUAUUAGAGUGUUGUAGAAUCCAGGUCUGUACUAGCUUAUUAGUCAGGAAUUAAAAGUCAAUUUUAGAUAUGUGAUUUAUGGUAUUUCAAAUAAAGAUCACCAUGAUAAUAGAUAUCUUACAAAUUAAAUGUGAAAAAUCUCUACAAUAUGUUGAUAGAUAAGCUAAUUUUUGAGUUGUGUACACUUACUUGUGUACAUAUUAAAAAAUCAGUAUAGAUUAUAUAUACAUGUUCUAGAUUGUUAUAUUUGUACGCAUGUGAAAAUCAGUUUUUGGGGGUGGGAAAUUUGAUUCAUUUAUAAAAAUCAUUUUAAUAAUCAGUGUUAAUUAAGCAUCAGUGUUUGUAAUCUGACUUAAAGAUAUAUGCUGCCGUUCACAUUUGCUACAUUUAUAGCAUGUACAUGUGUUCGAGUGUCUACAGUUAUCUCCCUUUACUAAAGUUCUUAGUACCUUUCAUACAUGUCAUUCUUUCAAUACCAAUUACUUAAGAUAAAUGCCAUUUAACUUUAUUUUACAACUUAUUAUUUUUCAAGUGGUUUAUCCAUGUUCAUGUUCUAAAAUUAGGUUCUCAAAAUUUAUGUGAUAUCAAAAUAUCCUUUCAAUUUACUAGGUCUUUAGUCUAAAAGAUGAUGUGGUAGUACAAUUCAGCCAACAGAUAUGGUGAACCUAAAGUAUGUGGUUAUAUUUUCUGAUAGAGAGUCAGUAUAAGAAAGCUGGAACUUCUCUAGAUUCGUCUGCUUGGUACUUGUAGUGAAUUACAGCACAGAUUCCAGUGGCAAUGUUUGAUGCCUUGACAUCAGACUUAGUAGAUCAUGGUCAGUGUACGGGUAGUAUUGUCUAAACUCCGAAGGACCGUGUUGGUUAGAUUAUGGUGAAGCUUUCUAAUCUACAAAAGGAAUGUUUUUUUCUAUUAGAGUCAUGAAACAGACUCUGGAAGUCGUGAAGCAGACGUAAGUUUUCUUCGUCAAUAAUACUGUAUUUUCAAGGUAUCAAUUUUUCCAUUUUCUGAAAUAGCAAAAAUUGAACCACUUAAAAGUAACAAAGUUUACAGUAUACAAACCUGUGAGACAGGGAUAUCCAUGAAGUUAUUAAAAUCAAACUGAGUUUGUGUUAUUUUGACCUCUGACAUUGCUAGUUGAUCUAACAGACAGAACUGGUGUCCCAGUGAAAUCCAUUUAUUUAAAAUCAUAAUGUUAUCAUUAAAAACACUAAGCAUUACAUGCCUUGUAUGAUAAGUAUUUAUAUCAUAUUAUAUAUUAUUGUGUGUUUUUACUGGCAAUUUCAUGAAAUAAAUAAUCAUUUUAUCAGAAA